ACAACAACGAGCAAGAUAAUGUCCAGUGAGCAUUUCAUCGCUUUCUUACGUAUUGGAAAAUUAUUAUUUUCUCUGUUCUAAAAUCAUUUCUUCAGUGCAUCACGCUCGUUAUGAUUUCUUAAGUUUAACAAAGCAGCUGUAUUCAAGACGAUGAUAUUAUAAUUAAUGUACGUUUCGAGCGUGGGCAGCAACGGGGAACCAAUCAUUGGUGCUGUUGAGAAGUGGAAGAUCCACACGUUAUAUUCUCUCGCAUAACGCUACACUAAAAAUACAUCAAUAAGCACGAAUGCAAGGCUUAAUCAAUUUGAUAUAAUUAACAUAAACAGAGAGUGAAAACAACAGAAAAAUUUGCUAAAAUUGGGAUAAUUGACUGCCGACUUAAGCGGACUUCUCGAGCUACCGUUCCAACAUGAACACCUUCCACAUCUGUGUUCUCAGCCUUGUGCUCGGGCUUACCGUCGCUAAGACGGCACCGACACCCCAUGAUAUUCCGUCGAAUGACGAAGAUGCAACUGGGCUUGGACGGAACGCGAUAGAGCCAAUCGAUGGUAAAACUCUAGGCCAGACUGCAGAUUCUGCUAAGGAAGACGAUGGAGGAUGGGACGACAUGGACGAUCAAAAUUCCCCUGAGUCAAGUGUUGAUCCCCCAUUUGUCAACACAGAGAUUAUACGGAUGAAUAACGUAAUCCCCGAAGAGGACGAUAUGAAUAUAUGCACAGGUGUGUCCAUGGGCGCAGACUCAUCAUGGAUCGUGGGCUACGUACCUCUUCCUCAAAACGAAUCAGUUGAUAUGAUAACGCUAUAUGGAUGUUUAGAGAAACCAGAUGUCUCAUUCAAAACAUGGUCUUGUAAUCCCGAUUUAGAAAGAACUGUUUGCAACAGUCCAAGCGUAAUGUUAUACAGGUGGACAAGAACAUGCGACAUGAUUAGUGCGCAGAAGCAAGAAGUACUGAUUGUUGGUGGCGCGUAUCUCAGAGAUAUGGUUCUUAUGGUUCAUUAUAAAGAUGGUCAAAUUAAAGAUUCAUCCGCUUUGGAGUUGAAACUUCUCUCUGGUGAAUACACUGAAACUGAUGCUCACUACCUAUCGAAGUACUACUCACAGUUCGUCGAACCACAUUGCGACGAAACCAUGUACGACUUAAGCCGCCUUCUGGCGAACCUACCAAUGCUUGGCGAAAGUUAUGACAUGGCGUACGACUACAGCGACGUUUCUAAGCAAUCAGAUUAUCAGGUUAAUAGUAUCGAGACUAGCCUAGACGAAGUCUACUCAUCUCUAGGAAGUGCCUGGGAGUAUAGCCCUGUCCUGGUCCAGGAUCUGUCGUGGCCAGCGCCUGGUCUUAAUCUCGGGCAAGUCUCGGGAGUUGAUGCUCACCCGAAAACGGGGGAUGUGUUCGUGUUCCAUCGGGCUGACAGACCGUGGCAGCCAAGUGACUUCGAUGAGAACCACAUAUUCGUUAAUGCCGAAGAGCGUGGGCCGAUACGAGAAAAUGUCAUACUACUAUUAAGCAAAAACGGCGGUGACAUCAAACAACAAUCAGGCUCCGACAGAUUUUACAUGCCUCAUGGCUUAACCUGUGACUCUAACGGUGAUCUCUGGUUGACCGACGUUGCCCUUCACCAGGUGUUCAAGGUCUCAGGCAAAAACUUUAAAACUGAGAUGGUUCUGGGUGAGGCAUUCGUACCCGGAGUUGACCACAAACACUUUUGUCAGCCAACUGAUGUAGCAGUUGAGAUAUCUACUGGUAAUGUGUUCAUAGCUGAUGGUUACUGCAACAAACGAAUUUUGAAGUUUUCGUCAAAUGGAACCUUCAUUCAAGAAAUUACAGCACAUGGUGAUAGUUCCGAUCCAAGGCGAUCCAGCUUCAAUAUUCCACAUAGCUUGGCUCUGGUUGAGUCGCGUCAGAUGAUCUGUGUCGCCGACCGGGAGAACGGAAGAAUCCAAUGUUUCGAUACCGUAACUGGCGACUUCAUUAAAGAAAUACGGAAGCGAGAAUUUGGAGGGCGAGUGUUUGCCAUAGCGUAUAUAUAUAUUUUAGAUGUUUUAUAUGCAGUAAACGGUCAAUCUGAAAGGGUUCCAGCCCAGGGAUACACAAUAGACGUCUCAACAGGUGAAAUACUUGAAACAUGGGCCCCGCACCAGGAAUUUCAAAUGCCUCAUGAUAUUGCUGUGGGACCAGAUGGAAACUAUGUGUACGUCGGCGAUGUUAUUGACCAACAAGUCGUCAGAUUUCUCCGCGAAGAAUACAAUAAUAACAUAUAAGGAUAGGCCCUCUGGCUGAUUAAAAACCUGUGCAUUCUUCUUAAUGUAUGUUUUACUACGAUUAUCAAUGUCCGGUUAUCUGUUUCGUUGUCUUCCGGGUCCAAAGUUGCACAAUAUUUUACCGUUAUUAUGUAAAUUCACACUGAGAUUUUGUUUUGUUAUAUUUUGCCUAUCAGUACCGUUUUUUUAUAAUUAAGCACAUGAAAUUAUUGAGACGAGUUAAAUGGAUUAACGGCUGGAUAAAGAUGGGAAAGUAAAUCUGAAGUAAAAUUAAUAGUUAGGCCUUUAGGCUUUAGCAACUAACUACUAGAAACAUUCGAGCAGGGCCAAUGGAAACCACAGCAUCUGUGCAUGAGAUAUAGAAACUCUGUAUCCUAUAUAAGUUAAUAGAAAACUUGAGCAACUUUUUUCUGUAAAAACGCAUUAGUAUAUAUUUUUGGAGAGUAAAGCCUGUAAUAUGCCCGUCCUUACCCUGCCAAACACUAAACCACGGAUUGGUCGUUUUUUUUUUUGUUUUUUUUUUAAGUAGGCCCUAUAGCCAGAAUACGAUAAUGUAGACAUAAAGACAUAGGCCUAUUAUAUGAAUGAGCCAAAAUUAAGUAUUACGUAAUGCUGUGGGAGAACAACUUCAAUAUUCCACAAAAUGUCGUAAAAUUAUCUAGAUCAAUGACAUAAGUUGCAAAUGCUUUUGAGAAA
This is a messenger RNA of Anneissia japonica, 2956 nucleotides long. RefSeq names its product peptidylglycine alpha-amidating monooxygenase-like. The record is from RefSeq and is a predicted model, not a curated record. The coding region runs from base 410 to 2260 and encodes 616 amino acids. Gene Ontology annotation, molecular function: oxidoreductase activity, acting on paired donors, with incorporation or reduction of molecular oxygen, reduced ascorbate as one donor, and incorporation of one atom of oxygen; protein binding; copper ion binding. NCBI's taxonomy places the organism in Eukaryota, Metazoa, Echinodermata, Crinoidea, Comatulida, Comatulidae. The transcript has 12 exons. Gene Ontology annotation, cellular component: extracellular region.